Molecule: messenger RNA, 834 nt
Organism: Colias croceus (clouded yellow)
Lineage: Eukaryota; Metazoa; Arthropoda; Insecta; Lepidoptera; Pieridae
Product: trypsin CFT-1-like
Exons: 4
Coding region: 1-771 (256 amino acids)
Biological process (GO): proteolysis
Molecular function (GO): serine-type endopeptidase activity
Source: RefSeq, a predicted model, not a curated record
AUGCGGUUCAUUAUUACUUCUUUCCUCUUUUGUUUAGCUGUUGUCACAGCGGUUCCCACCGGACAAUUAAGGAUUGCUGGUGGAGCACUCACGACGAUCAACCAGUACCCAUAUGUGGCUUCUAUGAUAUAUUCCAGAAAUGGUGCGUCAUACGCCCAGGCUUGCGCUGGCUCCAUUAUCAAUAACAGAGCUGUUCUCUCAGCAGCUUCUUGUUAUGCUAACGAACCCGUCAACCGCUGGAGAAUCAGAAUAGGAUCCUCCUACGCAAACAGCGGUGGCACCGUUCACAACGUACACUCCAUCAUUAUCAACUCGGGUUACAACGCCCAAAGGCGCGUCAAUGACAUCGCCAUCGUCCGCUCGGCUACCAACUUCAUAUACUCUAACACUGUCAGAGCUAUUUCACUUGCCAACGCGGCAUACAAUAUACGUGAUAAUACUGCCGUUUGGGCUCUUGGCUGGGGACGCACUGGGCCCAAUGCUGUACGAUCGGAGCAAUUACGCCACGUGCAACUACAGACGAUCAACCAAACCUUGUGUAGAAAUAACUACACCACCGUCAACUUCGCAGUCAAUAACAACAUGAUAUGCAGUGGCUGGUUGAAUGUUGGCAGUCGUGGUCAGUGCGUGGGCGAUGAAGGUGGCCCUCUGGUGCACAACAACGUGCUGGUCGGAGUGUUCUCGUGGGCUCGGGAGUGUGCUAGUACCCGCUUCCCCAAUAUCAAUACGAGAGUAUCCAAUUUUAUUUCAUGGAUCACGGCUAAUGCUUAAGUUUCAACAAAAAACUGAAUAAAAACAUUAUAAAUUUAAUUUUUGAAUAAAUGUUUUUUUUUU